AUGAAGUUCGGACUUGUUCUCCUUGCUGCUGUGACUUCAGUCACAGCACACGCUACAUGGCAAGAGCUUUGGGUCGGGACUGAGGACAAAGCAGGGACCUGUGUGCGGACCGUCAAAGACAACUCUCCUAUCGUUAGCGUUACCGAUGCCACAAUGGCUUGCGGCCGAAGCCCUGCGGCCUCUUCUGGAAUUUGCGAAGUCAAAGCUGGGUCCCCUCUCACAGUCGAGAUGCAUCAGCAGCCAGGAGAUCGAUCGUGCAGCAAUCAAGCCCUCGGAGGAAACCACUAUGGCCCUGUGAUGGUGUAUAUGGCCAAGGUCAGCGACGCGAAGACAGCCGACGGCUCACAGGCAAGCUUCUUCAAGGUUGCCGAGGAUGGGUACACCGGGACGACUGCAUCGUGGGGAACAGAGAUUCUCAACGCGAACUGUGGCAAAAGGGCUUUCACUGUCCCCGCCAGUAUCGCGCCAGGAAAUUAUCUGGUCCGUGCUGAGGCCAUCGCCCUUCAUGCCGGCGCCGGACAACCCCAGCCCUACGUUUCGUGCUUUCAAAUAAAUGUCACUGGUGGCGGUUCCACCAACCCUGCUGGCGUCAAGUUCCCAGGGGCAUACAAGACCAGCGAUGCGUUGUUCUCGACCUCGAUUUACGACUCUAACUUUAAGUACACCAGCGUGGGACCCGCUGUGUACACUGGUUGA
This is a messenger RNA of Diaporthe amygdali, 696 nucleotides long. RefSeq names its product glycoside hydrolase family 61 protein. The coding region runs from base 1 to 696 and encodes 231 amino acids. The record is from RefSeq and is a predicted model, not a curated record. The transcript has 3 exons. Lineage: Eukaryota; Fungi; Ascomycota; Sordariomycetes; Diaporthales; Diaporthaceae.